Messenger RNA from Musa acuminata AAA Group (dessert banana), 2142 nucleotides. Its product is annotated as probable monogalactosyldiacylglycerol synthase 3, chloroplastic. The transcript has 8 exons. The record is from RefSeq and is a predicted model, not a curated record. Gene Ontology annotation, biological process: glycolipid biosynthetic process. The coding region runs from base 303 to 1733 and encodes 476 amino acids. Lineage: Eukaryota; Viridiplantae; Streptophyta; Magnoliopsida; Zingiberales; Musaceae. Gene Ontology annotation, molecular function: hexosyltransferase activity.
GAAAGAAACAGUUUGGCAUUCCCCGACCGAGUCCUCUCUCUAAGAAUAGUUGUUGGCCUUCGGAAAGCCAGCUUCGCCGUCCCUUCUCGCUCGUCUCCUCUCUCUUCGACUUCCCAUUCGCAACCGUUGAUCCAAACGUAUGCCAUUCUAUAAAUAGCACCCUCCCUAUGGUGUUUUCCCGCCUCCGUCCACGUAUCCGGCAACCCAAGCUCGCGGUGGCGGUGGCGGCGGAACUCUCCGAUCGUUGUCCUACCCUUCUUCCGCACCACCACCACCCGACAUAGGCGGCGGUGCGGGAAGCCAUGGCGGCGCCGGUGGUGUCGCCGAGAAAGUCGAUACGGGAGGUGGUGAUGCAGACCGUGCUGGCCCAUCACAGCCAGCAGCUGCUGACGCGGAAGAGGAAGAGACUCUCGUCCGGCGCCUCGGCGCAGGGCGUCGGGGACGACGACGACAUCGGGUUCUGGGAGGAGGAGGAAGGCACCAUGGAGAUGACCCAGAUCGGGGCUGAGCGGACCAAGAACGUGCUCAUCCUGAUGAGCGACACCGGCGGCGGGCAUCGGGCCUCCGCUGAGGCGAUUCGUGAUGCCUUCCGCAUUGAAUUCGGCGACGAGUAUAAGGUGUUUGUGAAGGAUUUGUUCAUGGAACACGCGGGUUGGCCGCUGAACGACAUGGAGAGGUCCUACAAAUUCAUGGUGAAGCAUGUGCAGCUGUGGAGAGUCGCAUUUCAUGGCACCUCUCCUCGCUGGAUCCACAACGUCUAUCUUGCCGCCAUUGCAGCCUUCUAUGCCAAGAAGGUGGAGGCUGGUCUGAAGAAGUAUAAGCCAGAUAUCAUCAUCAGUGUUCAUCCCCUCAUGCAGCACAUUCCUCUGUGGGUGCUGAAAUGGCAGAACCUUCAGAAGAGGGUUGUUUUCGUCACUGUCAUCACGGACCUCAACACCUGCCACCCUACAUGGUUCCACACUGAUGUCAGCAGAUGCUACUGCCCCUCUGAGGAAGUAGCACAGAGGGCUUCGUUGGAUGGACUCGAGCCUUCGCAGAUCCGUGUGUUUGGUUUGCCCAUCAGGCCUUCAUUCUGUCGUGCAGUUCUCGUCAAGGCUGAGCUGAGAAAAGAGCUUGAGAUGGAUCCUGAGCUCCCUGCGGUGCUACUCAUGGGAGGAGGUGAGGGGAUGGGUCCAGUGAAGAAGACUGCCAAGGCCCUUGGUGAGUCACUGUUUGACAAGGAGCUCGGCAAACCCAUCGGCCAACUUGUGGUCAUCUGUGGCCGUAAUCGAACCCUAAGCUCUGCGCUACAGGAUGUUCAGUGGAAGAUCCCUGUGAAGAUAAGGGGGUUCGAAACUCAAAUGGAGAAAUGGAUGGGAGCUUGUGAUUGCAUCAUAACAAAGGCUGGACCUGGUACGAUUGCCGAGGCUCUGAUAAGGGGGCUUCCCAUCAUCCUAAAUGACUUCAUUCCUGGACAGGAGGUGGGCAAUGUGCCAUACGUUGUCGACAACGGAGCCGGAGUGUUCUCCAAGAGCUCAAAGCAGACGGCCAGCCUUGUUGCUCGCUGGUUCGGCCCUGAACCAGAAGUGCUGAAGAAGAUGUCCCAGAAUGCGCUGAAACUGGCACAGCCAGAUGCAGUUUUCGACAUCGUCAAGGACAUACAUCAGCUGACGGAACAACAAGGGCCUCUAUCGCAAAUCUCCGAUUCCCUGACUUCCUCCUUCUCCCUGACCUCCUUCUCACGACCGGUAUAACAGCCGAUCCAUGAACAGCUACCGCUGAAGAAAAGCGGUUCCAGUUGCCCAGUGCAAACCCUGUUUAAAGAGAAUGGUGGCAAAGUGCGAUGGGGGUUUUUGUUCCCAGUCUCCUCUGUGUGAUUCGUUUCUUCUCCUCACAUUUCCCAACUGUUCUCCUUUUCAUCCAAAAAUUGUACUCCUUCUUUUGUGUCUCUGUCUGUGUUUGUCCGACUACUCAAGUUUAAGUCUUUAACCUCAAGUUAUCAGGUAGACAAGUGAGCUGGGUUUGUUUCCAGGGCUGUGUGAAGGAAUUUGUUGGUCCUGUAUCAUUCAUUGUACCAUAGGGUUGUUCUCUCUUUUCCUGGUGGAACUGGUCCAGAUUCUGAGUUAUGCUCAAUUGUAAGCAUUGUCUGUAAGUUUAGUAUUC